This is a messenger RNA of Polistes canadensis, 2283 nucleotides long. RefSeq lists its product as uncharacterized. NCBI's taxonomy places the organism in Eukaryota, Metazoa, Arthropoda, Insecta, Hymenoptera, Vespidae. The coding region runs from base 137 to 1873 and encodes 578 amino acids. Gene Ontology annotation, molecular function: protein binding. Gene Ontology annotation, biological process: regulation of transcription by RNA polymerase II. The transcript is spliced from 7 exons. Gene Ontology annotation, cellular component: nucleus. The record is from RefSeq and is a predicted model, not a curated record.
UGGAGGAGGUGGAGGAGGGGUGGUGGUGGUGGAAGAGGAGAAGAAGGAGGCGUGCAGGAACAACAGGAGCAGCCUGCUCGUGUUGUUGCAGGUGCCGGGGGCGCCAAAAGCGGCGUUGGUUCAACCAAAGCCGCGCAUGCUUUACCAACAACAACAACAACAACAGCAAUCCCAACAACAGCAACAGCAAUUGCAAUUGCAAUUGCAACAGCAACGUAUUAUUGGUACAGGAACAACAACUACGACGACGACGACGACGACGAUACCGGUUGCAACGUCAUCAUACAACAACAUGUUCCCCCAACAAUACUGCCUGAGAUGGAAGUACCAUCACAGCAACCUGCAGACUAUGUUCUCACAACUACUCGAAAGGCAGGCCUAUUGCGAUGUCACGCUAGCAUGCGAAGGCCAGACCCUAAGAGCUCACAAGGUUGUCCUAUCGGCAUGCAGCACCUACUUUGACACGAUCCUGUCGCAAUAUGAAGAGAAGGAUCCUAUCGUAAUCAUGCGAGACGUCAAAUACUCGGACAUCAAAGUACUCGUCGAUUUCAUGUACAAGGGAGAAAUUAAUAUCGAUCACACGAGAUUAUCAUCGUUAUUAAAAACAGCGGAAGACCUUCACAUCAAGGGUUUGGCGGAAGUAAGCUGGCGUAGUGAUUCAACGCAAAAUGAAUCGAAUAAUGUUGGUUCGACCGGUGCCACACCCCCAGGUGUUGAAACAGUUUUAAGGGAAGGUGAAACGGAAGAACCGCAGCCACCAAAACAGAGGCGCAGGGGUCGUCCGCCAUUGGACGACACACCAACAACACAGGACCUCUUUAUACCUAAGAUCACGUGUAUAACUGGCAAUUUCGCUGCACAAAACUCGCAUGAGGAAAUGAUGAGCGAGGGCGACCACGAAAGUUGGGACGACGAAAUGAUGGCCAAUGAGAAUAACGAAACAAUACCGAUGGCACCCUAUCCGCAAAAAGAGGACAGCAGUACUACAGCUGCCGAUCAGGAAAAAAAAGCCCCAACGAUACAACCGAAUUCUAAUGCCGCGAAUUUAUCGAUACCUGACAAUUUUCGAGACGUGGUUAGGAUGAACGAUUAUUUGACGACUGGUCGCCGGCAAGAAUUUUGGGAGGAACCAUUCACGCGACGUGUCAUGGAUGCCAUCAAAAGUAAGGAGUUAGAAAUGAAGACUGCUGCUGAGAUACUCGGCGUUUCUUACGGGACUCUCUAUGGGAGAUAUCGUGACAGUUAUGGAUGCCUUAAACACCCGUACAGGGUAAGGGAUUUUUGGUCGGAACCAGGACCAGCCGAGGUAUUAUCUAAAUUACGAAGAAAAGAGAUAACAUUGUUCCGAGCAGCUGAGUUCCUUAACGUAACGGUUCACACAUUGGCAACAUACUUAUCAACGUUACAAGGUGCCGAAAGGAUUUCAUUGGCGGGUGAUGCAAGUGCAUCAUCCGUAAACGUCGAGGGAAAUGAUAAUAGCAGUACAACAACAACAACCACAACCACACAGGAGAACAACGAUUCGAUGAACGAUAUUAUUCAAAAGAUCAAUGCUAGUACGGUAACAGCGUCUACACCAACAACCUCGACGACAAUAAAAAGAGAGGGUGGUGGUUAUUUGGAAAUACCUAGUACGGCGGUACCAAAAGCAGCUACUUCGGUAUUAGAAAACAAUCCUGACAUAACCAUCGUUAAAACGGAAAGUUUGCCACGGAAACGUGAUUACGCUAAAAUAACUAAUACCGAAAACAACAAUGCCAAAUUGAUGAGCGGCGGUGCUGUCAGUGAAAUAACAAAUCAACAACCCUCUACGCAACAACAGAAAAUAAUUACCGAUCCGCUAUCAUUGAACAACGAUAACAGUAAACCCUAACUAUUCAGGCCUUAUUUAACACCGGUUAAUCCAAGAACAAAAACAACUACGGCUACAACAGCUACUGCAACUACUACUACAACAAUAAAUAACGCCAAUUACAGAUCCGAACUCUGUCCCCGAAGAUUUUAUUCUAACGUAUUUACACGUUUCUUGACGAAUUUUCAUUUGAAAUAAUUAUCAUUUAAUAAUCUUAUAACUAUUAAAUUAAGCACACAUAUACACACCACACACACACACACACACAGACACCCGUAGAGUAUAAUAUGCGUAUUAUUAGUCUCCUCCGCACCGAAAUGAUCACAAAAUGAUGGGAGGAUUUGAUCCUCUGUCUACAAUUUCUUUUCUUUUCUUUUCUUAUUUUCUUAUUCUUCAUCUUCUUCUUCUUCUUCUCUCUUUUUCUCUCAGUC